Molecule: messenger RNA, 2602 nt
Organism: Ruditapes philippinarum (Manila clam)
Lineage: Eukaryota; Metazoa; Mollusca; Bivalvia; Venerida; Veneridae
Exons: 2
Coding region: 572-1930 (452 amino acids)
Source: RefSeq, a predicted model, not a curated record
UUUUACGUAAGUUAACUUCUUAAUUAAAACCAAAGGGGACACGGUUUGUUAAUUAAGCUUAACUGUACACAAACGAGAUAUAACCAGUAUUUCAUAGCACAUUAAUAACGUUAACGUCAUGUCAGUUUGUAGUUGACAAGCGACAACUUACAUGAAUAAGUAGAUAUAUAGUCAAAAUAUAGACAAUAGAUUUUUUUAUUUGCAGUGACAUAGUAUUUAGUAAAGACGGUUUGAUGCAAGUUACGUGCAUACGCGUGCCUUCAGGCAGUGUUUUGACGUGAUUGUGUGUAUGUUCUUGUUUGGGUUUUUUUUGUAGCAAGACUUUUUAGAGAAGCUAUCUGUAUUGUUUAGAAAAUGAUAAAUUGGUGUUAGCCGGAUAUAAAUUUACACAAGUGAAAACGUGUUAGGUUAUGCUGUAUUGUAUAAAAGGAAAGUAAUGAAUGCAAAGAGAAGCGUGGUAAACAAUGUAAGCUCCUUUCAAACCAUGUGAGCAGACGAUAAAAGUACUUCUUGUUAUAGAAGUUGUUCCUGUUUUAACGAAGUGCAAGAUAUAGAGUUUUUGACUUCCGGUAUGCUUAGACGAGGAAUCAUGCUUCUGCCAGGCUGGAUAAAUCGGAACAGGCCGUCAUGGGUUGUCACAGGGUUUAUGACCUUCUUUAUCAUUUGUUACGUAAUCAUUGUAAAACUUGACGCCACAGAUCGCGUAAGUACCAAUGAUGACGACACAACACAAGGGCAAGCAGCAAAGGUGAUAAGGACAAAUGAAAACAUUAUCCCUCCAAAAGUCAUGAAAGAAUUUGCUCAGGACAAAAAAGUCACUAAAGCAAACUAUGAUUAUUAUAACGACAUUGUCAACACGACACAGAAGACAAGAGAGAUUACGACCGGGAUAUUUAUAGAAAGUGAUAAUGAAAGAAUGAUGAAAGAACAUCUAGAAGACAAUGAGAAUGUCAUUGAAGACAAUUGGAAAAGUUACCUUGCCAAAAAUCGAAGUGCUAUAAAAGAAUUAGAUAGUAAACUUACACCAAAUAUAAAAGAGGAUUCUAAAAAUAAAAAUGUUUUGCCGAUAAGUAACCAUCGUUACAAGGCCGAUCAGCUUCGUGACCGCUUGAGACUAUUACCAAAAUAUGUAAAAAUAUUUGACCCAUUUAAAGAAACUCUUAAACAAAGAAAUUCCAUUAGUUCAAAUCAAUGCUUAUUAUUAAAAACUAUGCACGGAAAUGCGCCAAUCUGUAUUCAUGACCCAGAACUUGACGAAGUCAUUUCCGGUCACAUUAUUAAGACCGGAACUUGGGAACCAAAUUAUUUGUAUACGGUUGGUACCGUGCUUAAGAUGAAUCAAGAAAUUGAAUUUCUGGAUCUUGGAUGUAAUAUAGGCGUAUAUACUAUUUUAGCAGCACAGCUUGGUCACAAAGGCAUAGCAGUUGAUCCGAAUAGAGCAAAUCUUAGACUUUUAACAAAAUCUUUGAGUUUAGGGGGUUUCAGGGACAAAAUCACCUUACUAUGGAACGCCGUUUCAGACUUACGUGAAAAUGUGACUUUAACGGAUAUAAUAGGAAACAUUGGGGCGACGUUUGUUGAGACAGGUACACUAGAAAAUGUGGAUAAUGAGCAUAAAGCAUUUUCUAUAUUGUUGGAUGAUCUAAUUCCGUUAUUUACUGGAAAGACGGUGUUUAUCAAGAUGGAUGUUGAAAUGUAUGAAUUAAGAACACUUUUAGGGGGUGAAAACUUUUUUAAAGAAGUAGGUGUGGAAUAUGUGUUAAUGGAAUGGUUAUAUCAUAGACAGCAUGACACUGGAAAAGAUAUCAUAGACUUUAUGACGAAAUACGGGCUAUACCCACACGUAAAUGCUCACCAUAAUACAAAGUUAGAGCCAGAAAACUACCAAUCUUGGCCUGGUAAUGUACUGUGGAUUAAAUACGAGCAAUAAAAUAAUAAUUUUCAAAAGUUUCUGUAGAUCUCUAUUCAAAUAUUAAUUAAUCUGUGUAUCAAAUGAUCAUGAUAAUUAUCUAUUUCGCAAUGGCAAAUGAUCUUUCUUGUCCAAAUUCUAUCCAGAUGCUCGUGUAAGAUUGUUGCAGUAUAAAAAAUUGAACACCGCUAAAUGCAUUCCUGCAAUUACUUGUGGGAGACGUUUCAAAAAGUCCGACAGAUCUUGCAGUAAAAAUAUUAUUUAAACACAUAACGAUUCAUUCACAAAAGAAUAUCAAAAGAAAAUAAGGAUUCGCUUCACAACAAGGAAAAGUAGCAGAUAAUGAUGAACACGAAAAAAUAACAGCAAAAGUUUUAACGUGAAUACUAUUAGUUAUACAGAGUUUUGACAGGUUAUAUGGUCCUAAACGGUUGUUUGAAUAUAUAACCCGAUCCACUAGGCCACGGUUAUAUUGCAAAUACCUAUUUAUAUCCGACCUUAUGAAAUGUAAACAAUCUUUAUUACGAAUUUAUAAAACUGCAAACUUUCUUGAUUGGAGGAAAAAAUGAAAUUAAUUGAUUAAUUUAAACCGAUUGCGGCCGGUGAAUAGAUUAUACGCAUGAACGUUAAGAUUAUCCAAUGAAAAUUUACUUUACAAACGUACAUUUUUUAAAGAUUUUACGUACGUUUCAU